Molecule: messenger RNA, 2578 nt
Organism: Lactuca sativa (garden lettuce)
Lineage: Eukaryota; Viridiplantae; Streptophyta; Magnoliopsida; Asterales; Asteraceae
Source: RefSeq, a predicted model, not a curated record
GUAAAUUCACACAAAUAUACUUCCUCCCCAACCCCAAAUUAGAGGUAUCAUGUUCAAAAGAUAUCCUGUUCAAACCCAUCGUCGGAUGCCGAUCGCAUCUAUCCCUCUCUCAACUUGCCGCCACUGUUUGUCAGCCACCCAUUACGCCGGUCGUUGCUACUCACAGCGUUCGAUUUCAUUGGUAUUUUUUUGCAUAGAUUCUAUUUGAAUCUUUAGCAAACUCGAACCCCAUUUCAGAUGUAAUAAAAUGAGCAAUAGAAAUAGAAAUUGGAUGUAUGAACGACUUGAUGAUCGUGGUCAUGUCUCUCAUAUUUUCAUUAAUGGUGUGAAAACAUGCAUCGAGUUUGCUUCUACUAAGCAAAGUUAUAUGGAUGGAGAUAAAGUUAAAUGCCCAUGCACAAAAUGCAAUUACAAUGCAUAUAAAGCAGUUGAUGAGGAAAAAUAUCACAUAUACAAGUUUGGUUUUGUUCCAAAUUAUGGGUUUUGGGAUAAACUUAGAGAAACAUCAUUGGAUAGUACUUCAUUAGGGAUGGAUGAUACAUACAUGAGUUUAAAUGAACACCAUGAUCCUACUUAUAGAGAACCGGUUAUGGAUGCAGUGGGUCCUGAUUUCAUGACUAGAACUAUUGAUGAGGAGCCAAAUCCAGAAGAUAAGAAGUUUUUUUGAUAUACUAGAGGUAGCCGAGAGAGAGUUGUGGCAUGGUUGUAAAAAGGUGACACAUCUAUCUAUUGUAGCUCGACUAUUGAAUAUCAAAUCAGAAUAUCGCAUACCUGAGUUAUGUUUUGAUGUCAUUUGUCAAUUGAUAAAGGAUAGGUUAUCGGAGGAGAAUAACAUGGUUGAUAGUUUCUACAAGAGCAAAAAGUUAAUACAAGCAUUGGGUUUACCUGUGGAAUUGAUUGACUGUUGCAGGUCUGGAUGUAUGAUAUAUUGGAGGGGCGACAAAGAUCUUGAGCGGUGUAAAUUUUGCAACGCAUAGAAGUACAAAAAGUCAAGAAACUCAUCCACACGUUUGCGUAUAACUUUCAAGAGGAUGAAUUAUUUUCCCUUGACUCCAAGGUUGAAGAGACCAUACGUUUCACAAACAACAGCCGCAUCCAUGUGAUGGCAUGCUGAUAAUCAUGGCCACCAUGUCGGUGUAAUGUGUCAUCUAUCUGAUUCUGAAGCAUGCAAGCAAUUUGAUAGUAACCGUCCUUCAUUUGCAGCCGAAAGACGUAAUGCUAGAUUAGGCAUAUGUACAGAUGGGUUUCAACCCCAUGGUGCUUCAGGAAAACAAUAUUCAUCUUGGCAUGUCAUUAUAACACCUUAUAAUUUGCCACUGUUUGUGUAUAUGAAACAGCCUUACAUGUUUUUUACUAUGAUUGUGCCCGGACCUACAAACCCUAAACAAAAACUAGAUUUCUUCCUUCAACCAGUUAUUGCAGAACUCAAACAGUUAUGGGAAGAAGGUGUUUUAACUUAUGAUGUUUCUUUGAAACAAAAUUUUCAAUUAAGAGUUGCAUUGAUGUGGACAAUUAGUGAUUUUCCGACGUAUGGAAUGUUAUCAGGAUGGGCAACCGCAACGAAGCUAGCAUGUCCAUAUUGUGGGAAACAUACACAAGCUUUUAGACUUGAAAAUGGUAAGAAGAUAUCAUGGUUUGAUUGUCAUAGAAGAUUCCUCACUAUUGAUCAUCCAUAUAGAAAAGAUAAAGGUAAGUUCAAACAGAAUCUUGUAGAGACAAAAGGUCCACCUCCAAGUAUGAAUGGUGAAGAAACCAUAAGGCAAAUUGAAGAACUUGGUUUGUUAAAAGUGACCGAACUUAAUGCCGAUGUAUUAAAUAAAUCACGUGGAAAUGUGGUUGGAAAAACAGAAGCAUAUUCUGGGAUUUACCAUAUUGGAAAACAAACCACAUUAGACAUAAUUUUAAUGUUAUGUAGAUUAAGAAGAAUUUUUUUGAGAAUAUGUUUUACACUAUAAUGGAUGAUAAGAAGAAGACAACGGACAAUGAAAAUGCGAGAAAUGAUAUGAAACUCUAUUGUAAGAAGACAAAAGGAGUAGAUUAAAUUCAAAGAGCAAAUUAUGCAUUAGAGAAGAGGAAAAAGAAAGUCGUAAGUGAAUGGGUAGAGAGUUUGAGGUUCCCCGAUGGUUACGUUUCAAAUUUGGGGAGGUAUGUAGAUCUGAGUGCAUGUAGACUAUUUGGAAUGAAAAGACAUGAUUGCCAUGUUUUUAUGCAAAAAUUGUUGUCGAUUGCAUUUUCGAGAUGUUGCCAAAAAAUGUGUGGGAAGCAGUUACCGAAAUAAGUCUUUUCUUCAAAAGCUUAACUUCAAUAGUAAUUACAACAGAAGACAUGAAAAGGAUUAAAGCUGAGAUCCCGAUAAUUCUUUGUAAAUUAGAGACCAUCAUUUUCCCUAGUUUCUUUGACUCGACGGAGCAUUUGCCGAUACAUUUUUCGUACGAAGCAAUGAUAGCCGAUCUUGUGCAAUAUCGAUAGAUAUAUCCAUUUGAGGGGCUUGUUUUGUAAUUCACAUUAUAUUUUAGAAUUGUAAGUUGUCACUCUUGGUUAACUUAUCAAAUGUUAUACUUUAGAUUUCUUCACCAGU